Molecule: messenger RNA, 2823 nt
Organism: Prunus armeniaca (apricot)
Lineage: Eukaryota; Viridiplantae; Streptophyta; Magnoliopsida; Rosales; Rosaceae
Source: the annotation of a GenBank genome assembly
AUGGCUGUUUCCAUGAGAGAUUUGGAUCCAGCUUUCACGGGAGCUGGACAAAAGGCUGGACUUGAAAUAUGGCGCAUUGAAAACUUUCGUCCUGCUCCUGUCCCAAAGUCCUCUUAUGGAAAAUUUUUUAUGGGAGACUCUUAUGUGAUCCUGAAAACAACAGCCUCAAAAAGUGGUGCUUUGCGGUAUGAUAUCCAUUAUUGGCUUGGGAAAGAUACUUCUCAGGAUGAAGCUGGAACUGCAGCCGUCAAGACAGUUGAAUUAGAUGCAGCUCUUGGAGGACGUGCUGUCCAGUAUCGCGAAAGGGUGGAGUUGCAUCUGGGUUCAAACAUGUUGAGGCUGAAGAACACAAGACACGGUUGUUUGUGUGCAAAGGAAAGCAUGUUGUCCAUGUCAAAGAGGCAAGUUCCUUUUGCUCGAUCUUCACUCAGCCACGAUGACAUUUUUAUUCUGGAUACCCAGUCUAAAAUAUUUCAAUUUAAUGGUUCCAACUCAUCCAUUCAAGAAAGAGCUAAGGCGUUAGAAGUUCUCCAGUACAUUAAAGACACAUAUCAUGAUGGGAAAUGUGAGAUAGCUUCCAUUGAGGAUGGGAAGUUGAUGGCUGAUGCUGAAAGUGGAGAAUUUUGGGGUUUAUUUGGUGGCUUUGCUCCACUUCCAAGGAAAACAGCCACCAAUGAAGAUAAAUGUUUUGAUUCUUAUCCUACCAAGCUACUUUGCGUUGAGAAGGGGAAGGCAGAACCAGUUGAGGCUGAUUCUUUGACGAGGGAUUUGCUAGACACAAAUAAGUGCUAUCUUCUAGAUUGUGGGUUGGAAAUGUUUGUUUGGAUGGGGAGAAAUACAUCUCUUGAUGAAAGGCGGAGUGCAAGUGGAGCUGCAGAAGAGUUAGUCCGCGGUCCUGAUCGAUCGAAAUGCCACAUAAUUCGUGUAAUUGAGGGCUUUGAGACAGUAAUGUUUAGGUCAAAAUUUGAUUCAUGGCCUCAAACAACUGAUGUAGCUGUGUCAGAGGAUGGUAGGGGCAAGGUUGCAGCACUCCUCAAGCGUCAAGGGGUUGAUGUGAAGGGUCUAUUGAAAGCUGAUCCUGUAAAAGAAGAACCUCAACCAUACAUUGAUUGCACAGGAAAUCUGCAGGUUUGGCGUGUGAAUGGGCAGGAAAAGAUUCUACUUCCAUCUUCUGAUCAAUCAAAAUUUUACAGUGGAGAUUGCUAUAUUUUCCAUUAUUCAUAUCCAGGAGAGGAUAAAGAGGAGCAUCUUAUAGGAACAUGGUUUGGAAAGCAGAGUGUUGAGGAAGAAAGAGCGUCAGCUAUUUCACUAGCCAGGAAGGUGGUUGAGUCAUUGAAGUUUCUAGCUGCCCAGGCUCGUAUCUAUGAAGGCAGUGAACCAAUUCAGUUCUAUUCAAUCUUCCAAAGCAUAAUUGUAUUGAAGGGUGGUCUAAGUGACGGAUACAAAAAUUAUGUUGCGGAGAAGCAAGUUCCAGACGAGACAUAUCAAGAAGAUGGUGUUGCAUUAUUUCGUGUCCAGGGAACUGGGCCAGAUAAUAUGCAAGCAAUACAAGUUGAUGCAGUUGCAUCAUCUUUGAAUUCCUCCUACUGCUAUAUAUUACAUAGUGGCUCAACUGUCUUUACGUGGUCUGGAGGCCUCGCAAACUCGGAUGACCAGGAACUUGUUGAGAGGCAGCUCGAUCUGAUAAAGCCAAAUCUUCAGUCGAAAACACAAAAGGAGAAUGUUGAGUCUGAACAGUUUUGGGAUCUGUUAGGAGGAAAAUCUGAGUAUCCAAGCCAAAAGAUUGUAAGAUCUGCAGAAAGUGACCCUCGCCUAUUUUCCUGCACCUUCUCAAAUGGCAAUUUGAAGGUAGUGGAGAUAUACAACUUCACCCAGGAUGAUUUGAUGACUGAAGAUAUAUUCAUCUUGGAUUGUCACUCAGACAUCUUUGUUUGGGUCGGCCAACAGGUCGACUCCAAGGAUAGGAUGCAUGCUUUAACUAUUGGGGAGAAAUUUAUCGAACAUGAUUUUCUUAUGGAAAAGUUAUCUCAUGAAGCUUCAAUAUAUAUUGUCAUGGAAGGAAGUGAGCCACCUUUCUUCAUGCGCUUCUUCAAUUGGGACUCUGCAAAAUCUUCUAUGCAUGGGAACUCAUUCCAAAGGAAACUUUCUAUUCUGAAAAACGGGGGUACUCCAACUUUAAAUAAACCGAAACGGAGAGCACCUGUAUCUUAUGGUGGAAGGUCUAGUGUGCCAGAAAAAUCACAGCGUUCCAGAAGCAUGUCUUUCAGCCCCGAUCGAGUUCGUGUGAGGGGCAGAUCUCCAGCCUUCAAUGCAUUGGCUGCUACUUUUGAGAAUGCUAAUGCCAGGAACCUUUCAACUCCACCACCAAUGGUCAGAAAGUUAUACCCCAAAUCUGUGACCCCAGAUUCAUCAAAAUUGGCUUCAAAAUCAUCAGCUAUAGCAUCACUCACUGCUGGCUUUGAAAAACCAGGACCAGCAAGAGAAUCCAAUAUACCAAGAUCGCCUAAAAUGAACUCAGGGGCCCCCAAACCAAAACCUGAGACGAAUAACAAGGAGAAUUCUAUGACCAGUAGACUAGAAACCCUCACCAUAGAGGAAGAUGUGAAGGAGGGUGAAGCAGAAGAUGAGGGUCUCCCAGUAUACCCAUAUGAACGCCUUAAAACAACAUCGUCAGAUCCUAUUACAGAUAUUGAUGUGACGAAACGAGAGAUUUACUUGUCAUCAGAGGAGUUCAGGGAGAAUUUCGGAAUGGCAAAGGAUGCUUUUUAUAAGUUGCCAAAGUGGAAACAGAACAAGCUUAAAAUGGCCCUUUACUUGUUUUGA